AUGUUAACCAACGCCAUAGACAAACAUUAAUGUUGCCCUAUAUAUACUCAUCUGAGUUGUUUGCUUCAUGCAUGCAGAUUGCAGAGUAGAGUAAACAAAAAUGAAGAGAUGAGAGAUCAAACAAAAUGAAGCUAAACAUACUCAUUCUUAUUCUCUUCUCACUCCUUUUGCUAACACACUCACUCCUUGAAUCCACCACAACUUACAACACCACCACCACUGAAGAAGAAAUAGAAGAAGAAAAAAGAAGCAGUAGUAAUAGAACUCCGCCGUCAAGAAGCGGAAAUAGAAGUAGAAGCAGAGGCAGAGGCCGAACCGGAAGCCGAAACAGAGGAAGAGGAAGAGGCGGAAGCAGAAGCAGAGGAAGAUCUAACUGUGACCCUGUUUUUGAAUACCUGUUUGAUUCAUGUGGCCAAUGGCCUUUCCCUACUUACCCUUCGCCGGACAAUCCGUUUAACCCUACGCCCAGACCCUCACCUCCUAAGAGAAAAACUCCGCCGUUGCCGCCACCUCUCGUCCCUUCUCCUCCUCCUUCUCCCACCCCAAUUGUCCCAUCUCCACCGCCGCCUGUAGUUCAACCUUCUCCUUCUCCACCUCCAGUUGUUCCAUCUCCACCACCUGUUGUCCCAUCUCCAUCUCCAUCUCCACCUCCUGUUGUUCCGUCACCACCACCCUGCAACUGUAAUUCACCACCGCCGGUUCCUUCUCCACCACCUCCUUCUCCUUCUCCGCCACCCCCAAUUCCACCACCACCAUUAGUUCCAUCUCCACCCCCUCCAUCAUCACCACCUCCUGAAAUACAACCACCAAUAAUAUUCCCACCUCCACCAUUAGUUCCUUCACCGCCUCCACCUGACAUUAUACCAUGGCUAUCACCUCCAGAUGAUCAGUUUCCUCUAGCACCACCGCUAGUCCCUAUGUUUGAUCCACCACCGACACCAACAUUUGAUUUUACACCGGCACCACCGCUUGUCCCCAUGUUUGAUCCGCCACCACAACAAGAUAUGCCACCAGCUGAUAAUCAGUUUACACCAGCACCACCACUAGUCCCUAUUUUCAAUCUACCACCGCCAGUGCAAGAUUUACCACCAUUCUUUCCCAUUAAUAUUUCUCCACCACCGGAUUAUCAGCCUCCGCAAUUUCCAUUACUGCCUCCAGAUCAGCCACCGUUUGCAUUUAAUCCGCCUGUAAUAUCAACCCCGACGGUACCUGAUCUUUUUCUACCACCUCCGUUGGUGCCUGAUAUUGAUAGUCCACAGGAGCCAUUACCAUUUUCAUAUGCACCACCUGUACCUGAUGCUAUGUUCAAUGAGCCAUGACAACCAUUGACACCACCCCUAACUUUUGUGCAUUCAUUGAAGAUUUGAAUGUUUCUUUUAUAGUACUCGAAGUAAUUUGCUCACACAAAAUAAUUAAGCAGAUAAGAGUCUGGACGUCGUAGUUUUGUUUAGUGUUUAUGUAUUUUCGUUUCAUUUUUUUUCCGGUCAUUAUAGAGUGGGAUUUGCAUGGCUUAAUUUUGUUGAUCUUCUAAUUAAACUGUCUGUACGAAGGAACUUGAUUAGUACUACUACUUUAUACUAAUAUUCACACUUAUUAGUGAUACAGGCAGU
Molecule: messenger RNA, 1610 nt
Organism: Mercurialis annua (annual mercury)
Lineage: Eukaryota; Viridiplantae; Streptophyta; Magnoliopsida; Malpighiales; Euphorbiaceae
Product: leucine-rich repeat extensin-like protein 5
Exons: 1
Coding region: 126-1319 (397 amino acids)
Source: RefSeq, a predicted model, not a curated record